AUGCGCUCAACACCCGGGUUCCUGGCGGCUGUGUCCCGCAGCCAGCCUUCGCGGCUGAAGAAGCCUGCAGUCGGUCUAGACCAUUUUAUUCAAAGAGGAAGAGUCCUUGCUUUCUGGCGAGAAGUUGUUCGAGCUUUAAAUAAAAUCCCUCCAUCAUCGACAAGGAAUGAAUUGCAUAAUUAUGCCCGUACUGAAUUUGAACGGCAUCGUGAAGUGUCUGAUUUGACAGGGAAAGCCGAGUUUGAGACUAUGAGGCGGUACAUCGAUGAACAGGUUGCUGGUUGA
Messenger RNA from Penicillium arizonense, 285 nucleotides. Its product is annotated as LYR motif-containing protein 2. The record is from RefSeq and is a predicted model, not a curated record. NCBI's taxonomy places the organism in Eukaryota, Fungi, Ascomycota, Eurotiomycetes, Eurotiales, Aspergillaceae. The coding region runs from base 1 to 285 and encodes 94 amino acids. The transcript is spliced from 4 exons.